Hyaloscypha bicolor E is the source of this 1575-nucleotide messenger RNA. RefSeq lists its product as uncharacterized. Lineage: Eukaryota; Fungi; Ascomycota; Leotiomycetes; Helotiales; Hyaloscyphaceae. Bases 1 to 1575 code for a protein of 524 amino acids. The record is from RefSeq and is a predicted model, not a curated record. The transcript has a single exon.
AUGGAUGCUCUGCGACGCCUGUCCUGGUCUCAAUUCCGUCCGAUCAGUCGUUCACAGACCUCGCAGUCAUCUCAGACUACCCCUCCUUCUACGUUAUCCCGAUCUAGUUCCGUCAAAGAUCUCGUUCAUCAGAUCGAAUCAAAUCAAGAGCGCCUUCAUCGAGCCUCCCUGGAGAAAGCCCGGCCACAAAGUCCAACGGGCAGCUCCCUGAGUCCUCAUCCCGCUUCGAGCCAUUUACGAGCAUUGAGCCCUGUUCCUGAGGCCAAGAACCUAGAGCAAAUGGUGCCCAGAAAGGUGGUGAAGUUUGAGGGGGACAGUAUGUUGGGUUCUUACCUGCAACUGCCUGCUUUGCCCAAAGGUUUAGGAGGGGACUUUGGUCGAGAGCUCGUCGGAUGCUUUGUGCAGCCACGACUUGCUCAAGCAGUAGACUCUGCAGCUGAUGACAGCGAUGAGCCUCCGUCCAUUCCCGAUACGCCUACUGGCUAUGCUCGUUUUGGCUUCAUCAGCAGAGAGUCCUUCAAUACCGCUGUCCAAGAUUUGGUUCAACAGAGUCCAGAUACCCCAAUUGGUGGUGAAAUAGCAGCGCCGAUGAAGAGACCAUCCAACGUUGGUACGCUGGCCAUCAAUGGCAGCAGUAUCUAUCUGGAUGGACCACAAUUUGACGUUUCAUCGCCUCCUAACAUUCUCGACCUUGAUGAUGGAAUGGGACAGGCCCUUCGUGCUCGAUCCAACUUCACUGAUUCGUUCCAAGAGCCCAACGAGCUCAACGCUCGAGCAAGCACUUGUCCUUCUUCUCCGACGAUGAUCACGGCUCCUCAAAGUCCUAAAGUAGGUGGAAGAAACGAAAUGACCUCUUUUUCCGUAGACGGACCUGGCGGUGGAGGCACGGAUAUCCGAGACUUCGCUCAGCAGCCUGCUCAGAUGGAUGGCUCGCCUCGACUCCCCGACUGCUGUGUCAGUCCUAGAAGCGUCGUAUCCGACGUUUGCAUUUAUAACGACAUGGAUACAAGCGGAGCCAAAGAAAAUCUACGAGAGGCGCCCUUGGGUCCAGUCCCAGAAUUUGGCCUGGACAAGUCCUAUGCUCGAGAAGCGGCUGGCAUAUCGGCAGUCCCAGUUUCAAAGGGAGCAAUCGGUGCCAGAGCAGCGAACGUCCAAGGGGUCACCGUCGUUGUAGAAGACGUUGGCUCGAAUGGACCAAAUGGCCCCGGUUUGCCUCAAGCUCCCAACGCCAUGGGGGAAGUCGAACUCCAAGAAUCGAUUCCUCCUUUGGACUUGCCUCAAGCUCCAUCACCGGGGGUUCCAAUGGAUGGUACCGGCCAAUUGCUUCCCCCAGGAACACCACUUGCUAAGAAGGAUCCCAAGAGAAAGACGGUCAUUCGCGGAGGGCAGAAGGUUAUUCGAAAGGGAAGGGGCUUGAUACUCAAAAAACCAGUUUUGGCUGUAGUGGUCGGGAGGCAGCUGUCAGGACCAACAGCUGAUGCAUUGAAGUUGAUCUCCAAAGGUGUUCCUGUUGAUGUGGGUGACCUAGCAGGUGCGGUACGACCGCCAGCUCCCGUCCCUGGAGUACCGGCCUAG